GCUAGAAUCACCGUCCUCCCGACUAUGGCAAUAGCAGCAGCAGAACUUAAACAAUCUGCUAGUUUCUUCCGGCAAGCUUCUCGCGUCAGUGUACCUGGUCGAUCGUCUCUGGCUGCGAUUUCACAAGGAAAGCUACAGAAAGAAUCUCUUUCUCGUACCCCCGACCUCCGUCGCUGUCUGGGCCACCACGGCGUCUACCGCAAGUGCGUGCAAGCCGCUCAAGAAGCUGCAAGUCAGCCUAUGCAAGCAUCCCAUGGUGUAAACAAUAGCCAAGCUCCUACUAUUCCGGGCAACGCAACAAAGCAUAAAUCCACUGCUCCUCCUCCUCCUCCUAUCCGAUCCCAAAUUACGCAAGCCAUCAAAGCCAUAACCCAACGCCGACAUGUCACUGCAUUUAUCAAGCCCGAGAACGAUCUGAUCCGGGUACCAGCACAUGCCUCGCCCCGGAAGAGCAACAUGACUGGGAAUCUGCAGUGCAGAGUCAAAUUACUCUUCAGCCGGAAAUCUUUGCCUGGGGAGCGGUCUCUGUGGCAGGAGGCCGCGAGUUGAUGCUCUCACGUCAAAAUUAUUUGAUCAUGCAUCAUUAUCAUCGACUACUUUUAUUUAUUCUAUCUUCGAUUGCAGGGACAAUCGUUUCAUCUCACCUCUUCCAUCCGGGAUGGAACCUUCAGAUCUGUUACCAUAC
Aspergillus caelatus is the source of this 685-nucleotide messenger RNA. RefSeq lists its product as uncharacterized. The record is from RefSeq and is a predicted model, not a curated record. The coding region runs from base 25 to 549 and encodes 174 amino acids. NCBI's taxonomy places the organism in Eukaryota, Fungi, Ascomycota, Eurotiomycetes, Eurotiales, Aspergillaceae. The transcript has a single exon.